AUGAAUCACCUUUAUAAUCAGAUAGUGUUAUUCGGAGAUUCGAUUACUCAGACAAGCUUCAGCUCUCAAAAUAAAGGAUGGGGUGCAGGGCUUUCACAGGCUUACGUGAGAAAGUUGGACGUCUACAAUAGAGGGUUUUCAGGUUACAAUACCGAAUGGGCAAAAGAAUUGUUAACUCAAUUACUUCCCAAUCAUGAUUCCAAGGAACAAUCGCAAAACUCAGAUAGAGCCAAGAUAGUUUUGGUCACAAUCUUCUUUGGUGCCAACGAUGCCGCCCUUAAACCUUAUAAGCAACACAUUGACCUUGACAAGUAUAAAGAAAACCUGACUCAAAUGGUUAACAUGGUAAAGAAAUCAAAUUCCGAGUCACCACCUCGAGUGAUACUCAUUACUCCCCCACCUCUUGAUGAAGAAGCGUGGCGGAAUACCCGAGGAAUGGAAAUAGAUAGGAAAUCCGAAGUUACUCAUCAAUAUGCAUUAGCCUGUCUGCAGGUAGCGCAAGAGUUGAACGUGCCGGUGGUCAAUUUGUGGAAUUUGAUUAUGGACUUGGUAGAAGGAAAUUCCGGAUUUACUUUGAAAGAUUAUUUGAGUGACGGACUACAUCUAAGCUCCCUCGGAAAUGAGGAAAGUGUGAAUAACACUCUUUUUAAAGAAUUAAUGGAGGUUAUUAUUGCUAAUUGGCCAGAGUUGGAUCCAGAAAAACUUCCAAUGAUUCAACCUGUUUGGAGUGAUGUCGAUCCUGAAAACGGCAGUGAGAUUUUCAAGUUUGACGAUGAAUUCAUUUGUAACCGAUUUAAAUAA
Molecule: messenger RNA, 801 nt
Organism: Acaulospora morrowiae
Lineage: Eukaryota; Fungi; Glomeromycota; Glomeromycetes; Diversisporales; Acaulosporaceae
Source: the annotation of a GenBank genome assembly